GAAUCACCGAGCUGAUUGGUUAUCAGCCAAAGGCAAUGCUUGGACACACUUCUUAUGAGUUCUACCACUCACUCGAUACCGAUCACAUGACCAAGACGCACCGUAUCUUGCUGAGUAAGGGGCAGGUUAUUUCGGCUCAGUACCGGUUUCUGGCCUGUGGUGGGGGUUACGUUUGGCUGCAGACACAGGCCAGCACCAUCUACAGCAGGAACAACCAACCUCAGUGUAUCAUCUGCAUCAACUCCGUGCUCAGCAAUGUGGUGGAGGACUCUGUCACCUUCUCGUUGGAUCAGACUAGACUCCAGACUCCUGAUACCCACCUGGAGGACAGCCAGCACCUCCUGACCCAGCCAGAGGAGAAUCGGAAGAAAUUGGAUGAGCUGGCACCAGUUCCUGGAGAUACCAUCAUUCCCCUGGACUUGGCAGGUACCCAAGGUCCGACAGAUGCGAAAGCGUUUCACUUCACCAGAAGGCUCCCGGAGAAUCACCAGGCAACCCUAGCCCCGGAGGAAUUCUGCAGCCCCGCGCUCUGCAAGCUUCUGUCGCCAAUCUUUGAUAGCCCAGAGUCGAGCAGGUCCAGCACAGACUCUGAGACACUCAGCAAGCCACCGGAGAGGGCAAAGGAGGACACUGCAGCAGCAGAGGGUACGGUCCCCAAACCAGGCAGAUGUGAGACCUCCGGCAUGAACAUCAAGCAGCCUGAGAAUAACCUGAUUGCAAUCGAUAGCAAAACUCUGCAAACCGAGACAAACCAGGAACCGAUGGAGCUGGACCUGGAGAUGUUAGCACCGUACAUCUCCAUGGACGAGGACUUCCAGCUGAGCAGCUUUGAGUGUGCAGAAGACAAGGACAGUCAGGUCUUUCCUGACGUUCACCCAGACUCCCAUGGACAAAGUGCCGCAGCGACAGACUCUGAUGGCUUGUCUGCGACACCGAGCGAGCCAAGGAACACAGGCCCUUCCAACAACCGCUCCAGGUCCAGCAGCUUCCACAGGGUCCGCCCCCAGAAACGGGGGGACACUCCCCACCCAGAGGGAACCUCGGCUGCUCUGCAACGUUCCAGCAGCGCAACCAAUCUCAGCAAGAUCCCAGCCCCAGCUCCCAGCGGCCGCCCGAUCGCUUUUGGAGGGCCAGCAUUCACUGUGGCUGUGAAGAAUGUCCUCCUGGCUUUAUUCCAGCCCCAGACCACUGACGCCGAGGUUCAAAUCGGCCAAACUGCCAGCACCGAAGGUCAAGAAACAACAUUUGCAACAGCUACCGAGGGGCUUGAGCCAAGCGAUCUCCUGGAAGCUGCUGGACUUGUCAGCGAUGCCAAACACUCCCCAUCCAAACAGAGGACUCAGGGUGACUGGGAGGUCAACAAAAACCAAGAGGAACUCAGCCCCCAGGUGCUGGACCUUUGUAACCUCAAAAGGAAACACUCUCUGCUGAACGGGAGCUUUCAGGAUUCUGAUCUGGAUGUCGCAAGUGUUGCUGACAUUGUCCGAGUGACAGCGAAACGAUUGAAAAGGCUCGAGAAUCAGAAAGCUGCUGGAGACGAGGAAACUCAGCCAUCGGUCACCCCAAUGACGUUGAUCAUGCAGCUACUUGGGAAGGAGGUGCCUGGGCCUCCAGAGCUGACCCGUUACAACUGUGAAGUGAAUGCUCCGUUACCUGAUAGGCACCAUCUCCUACAGGGCCCUGAGUUACUGAAAGCUCUGGAUCAGUCCUCCUGAGCUCCCUCGCUGAACCUACUGCCAUUGGGAGGAUUCUGCACUGCCCCCCAGUGGGUUGUGGCGUGGGCAGGGGGCAGGGGGCAGGGGGCAGGCAGUCAGUUUUGUAACCUGAAUAGACAGUCAUCGUUUCCAUGGAGCUACGAGCUUUGCGAAUGAGUAAGCCAGAGUUUGGAGAGUCAAAGUUGGAAGUUUUCCCUCUUGCUCACUAAAAUCCAAUGUCCGUUCGCUGGAAAUGAAGUGAAAUCUAACCAGUUUGAUCAGUUGUGCUCCCAAUCCCACCCUUGCUCCGGCUGAUCAGCUACACAACCCUCUCCCCUCAUGUACUCUGCCGGCUCUCUCCAAGCAUUGGCCCAAGGAAGGGUUUUGGGCUGAGGAUUGAUUGGGAGUUUCUCUGUUUCUGGCAGACAGCUACCUCCCUAGAAACACUACCCCCCCCCCCCGCCAAUUCUGCCCUGGCCAAUCCCAAAUGUGACUGUUUAGUUCAGGAGAAACCAAUGACUGUCCCUCCUUAAAAACUAUCUGAAGAUCUCUCAAUCUCCAUCUAUCUGAUUGUGUCUCUUUUUCUCCAAUCAUCUCUCUUUGUCCAUUCUCCGUCUGUAUCUCUAAACAACUAUCUCUGUCAUCUCUCGCUGUCUCUGGUUGUCUUACUUUUGUUGUAUCAAUCUAUCUUUUUGUCACUCUGUCAUCUUUGUCUGUUUCUUUCUGUUAUUCAUGUCUGUAUGUUGUCUGUCUCUCUUUUGUCUCUAUCACUGUCAGUCUACCUCUGUGUUUCUAUCAUCUAUCUCAGUCUCCGAUGGUCUCUCUCUCUCUCUGUAAUCUUUAUCUUUCCAGCUUUGACUGUUAUCUGAAUCAUUUUGUCUGUCUCUCUCUGUAGUCUUUGUAUACCUGUGUCAGCCAGUGUUUGUCUGUCUCUCAUCUGUAUUACAGUCAGUCCCUAUCUGUAUGUAAUCUUACUGGCUUUGUAACGCUGUCAGUAUUCUGUCUGCAUACCUCAUUGUGCUAUCUUUGUCUGUCUCUUGCCUACCUCUACAGAGUUGCGUUGGGAGUAGACACCAACAUAACUGUAGCUUCAAUUAUAGGAAGGAACAGACCAGGAAUGUGAGCCAAAAUUCCCUGGAACACCUGUGUUCUAUUGCAGCUGAUCCCAGGGUAGUCUGCUGAACACGCAUGUACCAAACAUUUCACCUCGAAAAAUCCUCCUCUUUAAAUGAAACACGAUUCAAAGCUGGGAGGGAAUCAUUCUGAACAGAUUGCAUGCUUUAUGUGAGAAUGAAACCAGUUUCCUAAGUCCAGGACCAAGUCAAUUAUUCCCUGUCUGUGUGCAUGGGCUGUCAUGUACCAAGACAUCGUAGCCACUCUCGUAAUCCUGUAGACCUCCCUCUCAGGGAGACACUGCUCUUCAGACUGUUUUCUGCAGGAUUGCAGAUGUGGAGAAACUCCUUUGUCUGUAGGUUCCUGCUACCACUGUAUCUGAGGUAACAGGGACAGAAACCCUUAGCAUCGUUUUGUCAGGAGCCCUGGCACAUUAUCCCUGGGGAAUGAGAGGGAAGAAAGUAAAUUAAUAAGGAGGUGCCUCUUCCUUUCCCAGCUCCUACUGAGUCUGUCACCGACCUGGAUACUAAACUCUUUGGAUUCCUUCCUGAAACCCCUCUGUGUCUCAUUCCUCCUUUUUAAGAAUCUCAUGAAAACCUACCUCUUUGACCGAGCUUUUGUUUGAAUAUCACGUUCUGUGGUUUCGGCAAUGCUCCUGUGAAGUACCAUGGCAUGUUUAAGGUGCUAUAUGAAUGCAGUUUGUCAUUAUAAAUCCCUGCAGGCACCCCCUUGCUGUUCAGGGGGAUAACCACUCAGGAACAUAGGAUCCUCUCGGAGACAGAGGGGACACAGUGACAACACUUGUUCAUCUUUCAGUCCCUAGUCUCUGAUCUUAAUCACAGAGCAACGCACAUCACAGACAACCUCAAACAGAGAAGGGAACUUAAAGCUGUGACAGGGACAGCAGGGAACUGACUGUAGGCUUCUGGUCUUCCCAAACUCCACAGCUUUAGGCUCGGUACUGACCAGAUCAACACCUCACACUUAUUGCCCAGGUACAGGUGUGGGUCAUAGUCGCAGAUCCCCUACUAAUCUAUUCACUAAGCCCUGAACCACACAUUGAACAUUGAACAUAGAACAUAGAACAUUACAGCGCAGUACAGGCCCUUCGGCCCUCGAUGUUGCGCCGACCUGUGAAACCAAGUUUUGAGGAGUAGAGGAAACAUUAGUCAAUUGCUUACCUGUUAAAAUACCAAGAGCCACUCACUACAGAGCAAGCAAGAAAGAAAUCAUUGGCACAAAAACAGAAAUUGCUGGAAAAGCUCAGCAGGUCUGGCAACAUCCGUGGAGAGAAAUCAGAGUUAACGUUUCAGGUCAAGUGACCCUUCCUCAAAAUGUUCCGAGGAAGGGUCACUUGACCCGAAACUCUGAUUUCUCUCCACAGACGCUGCCAGGCUUUUCCAGCAACUUCUGCUUUUGUUCCUGAUUUACAGCAUCUGCAGUUCUUUCGGUUUUUAUUAAAGAAAUCACUGGUGCAAUCUUGAGCAAUUUGUCAUGGUGCUACAGAGCCAGGUCGCUAAAUCUCCAGGAUGAGCCUGGUAUCUUCAGGAGUUAACAAGUUUUCACUCCUCGUGCACAGAGCUGGAGGGAACAAUCACAGUGGCAUUAAAACACAACACUGUUCUCCUCCCGCCCCGCCUCAUUUAAUUUGAAGAUUUUUUUUUGUUGAUUGGUAUUUAGGAAUAUUAAUGCUGGGAAAAGAGGUACUUUGGCCAAUGAGCAAGAAAAAUCUCAUUGGGUUAAGGGUCACCUUGCUGGUUGGCAGUUCUGCGGUUGGCCUAGGUAGUGAGCGUGGGGUAGAGGGGUGGGUGAUGAUGGCAAAAGCUGGGUGUUGGGAGAAUGGCCAACUCUGCUGGGACCCUCACUCCAGCUGCUGGCAAAGAACUGCCAAGGUAAGGGCUUGAGGGGGAACAAAGCAUCAGCAAAGAGAGCCAGUCAAGGAGCUCCCAGUGGCACUCUGCCCAUGGUGGGACAUCUCUCGAUGGGGUCAUGUUGGUUCCUGUUUCCAGGAACUUACUUCUAUGUUCCCCCUUUCCCAGGGAGCGCUGAUCGUGUCCCUCUGCUCCCAGAGGCUUUGCUGAACUGAUUUAUCUUCUGACCUAACCCUGAGUCAUUUCUUGUCGUCGAUUAUUCCGUGAUUGGUGAGAAUAUAACGUGAUAUUACCAGAAUGAAAUCACCACAAUUAUUAUUUUAAACUGUAACUGAUGGGAUUUUCUUAUUCUGGGAAAUAAAAUAAUCUUUAAUA
This is a messenger RNA of Rhincodon typus (whale shark), 5053 nucleotides long. Its product is annotated as endothelial PAS domain-containing protein 1-like. The transcript has 9 exons. Gene Ontology annotation, molecular function: RNA polymerase II transcription regulatory region sequence-specific DNA binding; DNA-binding transcription factor activity, RNA polymerase II-specific; protein binding. The record is from RefSeq and is a predicted model, not a curated record. Bases 36 to 1715 code for a protein of 559 amino acids. Lineage: Eukaryota; Metazoa; Chordata; Chondrichthyes; Orectolobiformes; Rhincodontidae. Gene Ontology annotation, biological process: cellular response to hypoxia; regulation of transcription by RNA polymerase II.